Messenger RNA from Colletotrichum abscissum, 570 nucleotides. RefSeq names its product extracellular serine-rich protein. The coding region runs from base 1 to 570 and encodes 189 amino acids. The transcript has a single exon. NCBI's taxonomy places the organism in Eukaryota, Fungi, Ascomycota, Sordariomycetes, Glomerellales, Glomerellaceae. The record is from RefSeq and is a predicted model, not a curated record.
AUGUUCUCCAUCAAGACCUUCUCCACCGUCCUCCUGGCCGCCGCCGCCACCGUCUCCGCCGCUCCCACCAACACCGCCGGCACCAAGACCCCGACCCGCACCUACGAGCUCACAGGCGUCACCCACUCCGUCGUCGCCGGCCUCGGCGGCCUCCGCUUCGACCCGGACAACGUCGUCGCCGAGGUCGGUGACAUCGUCGAGUGGCACUACCUGCCCCGCAACCACUCCGUCGCCGAGUCCAACUUUGGCAACCCGUGCAAUCCCCUGGCCGACGGCUCCUCCUUCUUCUCCGGCUUCAACUUCUUCACUCCCGAGGGCCAGUCCGGCAACGUUUUCCAAAUCGUCGUCGAGGACAAGAAGCCCAUCUGGUACUACUGCGCCCAGAACGCCGGCCAGCACUGCAAGAACGGCAUGGUCGGCGUCAUCAACCAGAACUUUGACAGCCCCGACUUCACUCUCGCCAAGCACAAGGCUUUGGCUGCGCAGAAGGGCGAUGCUGUCAUUCCUCCUGUUCAGCAGGGUGGCUUUGUCAUCCCCAACCCGAACCCCCUUGGAGGCUUCAAGCUCUAA